GAUUUCUAAAACUUCAAAAUGGAAUCGAUGUAUCAUCUUCAUGUUAAAGACUCUAAAGCCGUCGGUGACAAUCAGAGACGGAACAAGUCAAGUAUAGCCUACAGUAAAUAAGCUCAAAACUUCUCGUGUUAGGAGGUCUCUGAACAGGUACGCUCAGGCCAAAUCUAUCCAUGAGGCUAAAGAAAGGAAGAACAGUAUGCAGAGUGAUGAUAUUAAGCCUGAUGAGUCUUCUGAAGUUCAUAAAUCCAGCCAUCCAAAUAUCGCCAAGGUGAACGUGCCUCAUUUCCAACAUGUAGCACCUGUUCUUAAUGUAUACCUUGGCGAUGGCUUCAAAGCCCCUCUUGGAGCUCUUGAAAAGAGCUCUGAAGCUCUUUCAAAAGAGUCAGAGGAGAAGAUUCAAAAAGAGAUGAAUAACAUGAUUUCAAAAGUUGGUGACAGUGAGGCUAUUUCCAAGUUCAAAACCUAUUACUCCCAAUAUGUCAAUAAGGAGGGAAAAGUGAUCAGCAUAAAGCUUGAGAAAAAGGCUUGUUUUCUUCAUGAAGCUGCUCAAUACGGAAAUCUAGAGAUUGCAAAAUUUUUGAUAGAGAAAAACCACGACCCAAAUCUUGUUUCCAAAUCUUUAUGGACUCCUCUUCAACUGUGUUGAGAUAAUGGUUAUGUCGAGUUCGUAGAAUAUUUAUUAGGAUUGAAAAAUAUUGACAUCGAUAUUGUAGCCAAUUACGAGAGAGGGUCGGCCACUGACAUCACCUGGAAGAAAAUUCCCUCAAAGACUAUUAUUACUAUAAAACACGGGCAAGAAAUUAGCAAAAUAAAUGAACCAUACCUGAACUGUCUAAAGUUGUUAUAUAAGUUCAAAAAGGUGCCAUUAAGUUCUGAAUUAUUCAGAAAGUUCCACUUUCAUGCUAAAUCCUCUAGUAUGAGUCAACAGUGAACACCUUAUAAAUGAAAGUCUAAGGUACCUGAUCCGCCAGCCAAGUCCUUGAGAAAACUCUCGUCUUUCAAAUAAGCCAACAUUGAAGAGUUCUGAUUGAUUUAAGAAGGUCAACCUUCAGAUUAUUAAAGCUAAAUGUAGACAAGUCUUAAACUAUAUGGGCAUGAAAGAAGUUCCUGAAGACUUCUUCGAUAUUAUAUUCAGCCAGAAAAAUCCUUGGAGCAUCCAAAAAGAGAAUGAUUCUCCUAGAUUUGUGGAAUAUUGAGGGAUCGUUGGAAGAUCACAGAGCAUGGGCUUCAAAAUCAGCCAUAGAUGGUUAAGAUUAAACCCUGUUGAAGGAUCCUUAAUAGAGUACAAGUCCAAAGCUGAUUGCCCUAAUAAGCCAUAUCGAGUCAUCCCGCUAAAUUCUAUCAUGAAUCUCUCCAUUUGCCCACAAAAAUGGACAAUGAAGAAAUCUUUGUCUUACUGGGAGAUUAACCACAAGUUUAUUUUCAUCAGCAAAACAGCUAACGAGAGAAAGAAGUGGAUGGAUAAAAUUAAUGAAGCUCAUGCUAUUAAAGAAGCCCUCGACUUUUUGAAAAACAUCAGAGAUUGCAAAACCAAUUUUCCCACAGAUUUAAAACUCACUGAAGUUGACAAAAUCUUUAUUGAGAAAUAUUGCCACCAAGUUCUGGGUAAAUAAAUUGAAGCUUAAGGAGAUCCCUGAAAAAGAAAAGAAGAUAAUGAAAUCUCCGAUGGUGAAGAGACCUCGACAGGAUGCUUCUCCAUGAGGGAUAAGCAAUAUUAGUCUUUCCCAAGUUACUCUCAGUCCAAAUUAUCCGAUGAAAUCUCCAAUUAGCUCCAAAGCCCCUUCUAUGGGGCUGGUUGCGAAGAAAAUGCUUCAAUCAACUGCCAAGAAUAAUUCAACUCAGAUAAUGGAUAAAAUUCCGAAGAAGCUAACGAGCACUGCAUUUUCACAGAAAAAAAUUCAGACCAAAAAGAGUGUCGAUGAAGAUCUAGAAGACACUAAGGAAGCCUCUUCCACUACAAAUAUGCAUUCCCUCAGUUACCUUACUAAUGUGGAAGAUUCUAAUGUGACCAUUGAGAACUUCAAACUAAUCAAAAAGGUGGGUAAAGGUACCUUUGGAGAGGUAUUCAAAGCUGUUCUGAAGGAAGAAGAAAAUAAAGAAGAUCAAAUCUUCGAAUACGCUAUUAAAGCAAUCAAACGGAGAAUGUUGCAGACAGCAGAUCAAAUGAAGUACGCACUUUCAGAGUGAGCUAUUAUGAAAAGGCUUGACCAUCCGUUUAUUGUGAAGAUGUAUCACUCUUUCCAAGGAUCAAAACAUUUGUUCUUAGCUAUGGAUUAUUGUUCUGGAGGGGACUUGAGUCAUCACCUAGAUAAUCAUAAUUACUUCCCUGAAGAAGUUGCAAGAUUCUUGAUCGCAGAGGUGAUCCUUGCAAUAGAAUAUAUUCACUCCCAAGAUAUUAUUUACAGAGAUUUAAAACCAAACAAUAUCUUGAUGGACUCUAAUGGGCAUAUCAAAAUUACUGACUUCGGACUAGCUAAGGAAGGAAUGAUAGGGAUGAACUCAACUGAUACGUUUUGAGGAUCACCAGCCUACCUUGCACCAGAGUUAUUAAAAGAGAAAAAGUUUAACAAAGCCAGUGAUAUCUACCAAAUUGGCGUUGUUCUUUAUGAACUCCUUACUGGAGGACCUCCUUUCUUCCAUGCUAAUAGAGAUCAACUCUUCGAUAAAAUAAAAACCUCUUAUGAGUUGAAGGUUCCUGAGCAUGUCACCCCAGCUGCUAUUGAUCUUUUGGGCAGAUUCCUUAACAAGAUCCCUUCUAAGAGGAUCGGAGUUACAGAUUUCUCAGAAAUCAAGAAGCAUCCCUUCUUUGACGGGCUAGACUGGGACGAGUUACUUAAGAAUGGAACCAAAGGUCCUAAAAGUGAGGGAUACGUCAAAACCCCAUUUCUAAAAUUCCUAGAUGAUGUCAAGACAGCUGAUGAUGAUCUUCUCAUCGAAGAUUUUGAAUAGAAAAUUCAAUGAUGUCCUAUCAUGCCAAUAAUUAUUUUAAUAUUCGAAUAAAAUUAAUAUC
This is a messenger RNA of Moneuplotes crassus, 3010 nucleotides long. Lineage: Eukaryota; Ciliophora; Spirotrichea; Euplotida; Euplotidae. The record is from the annotation of a GenBank genome assembly.